AUGUCUGCAAUUCUUGUCCGUUCAACUUUUGCCCAGAAUAUAUUACCGGAAAGAAGUUUGAGCCAGACCAUCAAAGCUCUUGCAUCAAGCAGAUUGCUUAUAAUGGGGCUUGGAGCCCUCCUUGUUCAUAAGACUGUAGAAUAG
This is a messenger RNA of Dentiscutata erythropus, 144 nucleotides long. The record is from the annotation of a GenBank genome assembly. NCBI's taxonomy places the organism in Eukaryota, Fungi, Glomeromycota, Glomeromycetes, Diversisporales, Gigasporaceae.